This is a messenger RNA of Arabidopsis thaliana (thale cress), 1810 nucleotides long. RefSeq names its product Pyridoxamine 5'-phosphate oxidase family protein. The record is from RefSeq and is marked reviewed. The coding region runs from base 372 to 1535 and encodes 387 amino acids. Lineage: Eukaryota; Viridiplantae; Streptophyta; Magnoliopsida; Brassicales; Brassicaceae. The transcript has 9 exons. Gene Ontology annotation, cellular component: cytoplasm.
UUUUCUUUCCCAAUUUUUUUAAACAAAGAUAAUUUCUUAGAAUAUUAUGUUAUUAUCAAUAAAAAUUGUAAAUUGAAAAGAAACUGAUUUUCUUAUUUCAAGGAAAAUUCGUUAUUAUCAACAUCAAAACAAAACAAAAGAGAAUAGAAAAUACAUCAAAAGUAAUUCCUAAGGACAAAAGUAAUCGUAAUCCAACUAUAAAAAAAAAGCCAAAAGAAAAAGAAAAACCCUUAUAUGUAUGUGUGUGUUAUACAAACCCUACUCUGGAAAAGUCCUAAUUCCUAAAGCUACUUUCAACAAAGACGCCUGAAGCAUCUGCCUAUAGUGAAAGAUCAGAAGACUCUUCAACCAAAAUCUUAUUCUCAUCCACCAUGGAAGCUCUCUUCACUUCAACACACACACCCAAUUUACAGACUAAGCCUCUCCUCAAAUCUCCGCUGCCCACUUCUUCCCAGUCUUCGUGUUGGUUUUGUAAUUCGCUACCCAAAACGCAAUUCCCGAAGCUGAGACUCAGUAAUGGAUCAAGUCACGGGCUUCGUAUACAAGCUCUCUUACGUAACGAGACGCCAAGUGAAGGUGAAGAUAAUAAUGGGUUUGGUUUUUUUCCUGGGGAUAUCUUCUCUUUAUCACAGGAAAAGCUCGGGAGUAAUAGCAAUGGUGAAACUUCUCAUAGUGUAAUCGAUGUGGAGGCAUCUCUUGCACAUCCUCAAGGUGGUGGAGGAAAUCGAGCUGGGCUUUUUAGAACUCCAAUAUCUGGUGGUGUUCAAAAUGCUACAUCAGCUCAUGCUUUACCUCGGCCUGCUUUAGCUGUACGGAACUUGUUGGAACAGGCUAGGUUUGCUCAUCUGUGCACAGUGAUGUCCAAAAUGCACCACCGCAGGGAAGGGUACCCAUUUGGCUCAUUGGUAGAUUUUGCACCUGAUCGGAUGGGGCAUCCAAUAUUUUUGUUUUCACCGCUGGCCAUCCACACACGAAAUCUCUUGAAUGAACCUAGAUGCAGCCUCGUUGUUCAGAUACCCGGAUGGAGUGGCUUAUCGAAUGCAAGAGUGACAUUAUUUGGUGAUGUGUACCCAUUGUCAGAGGAUGAACAGGAGUGGGCCCAUAAGCAAUAUAUUGCAAAGCACCCGCACGGGCCUUCAGAGCAAUGGGGAAACUUUCAUUAUUUUAGAAUGCAGAACAUAAGUGAUAUAUAUUUCAUUGGAGGCUUUGGCACGGUCGCUUGGGUUGAUGUCAAAGAGUAUGAAGGUUUACAACCAGAUAAGAUAGCUGUUGAUGGUGGUGAGCGGAACCUCAAGGAACUAAAUGCCAUCUUCUCGAAACCGCUGAGAGAGCUACUGUCUACUGAAUCAGAGGUAGACGAUGCUGCUCUCAUUUCAAUAGAUAGCAAAGGAAUAGAUGUACGGGUUCGUCAAGGUGCUCAGUUUAACAUACAAAGGCUAGCAUUUGAGGAAGGUCAUGGUGUUGAGACACUAGAAGAAGCUAAGUCUGCAUUAUGGAAAGUGUUGGAGAAGGUCAAGCUGAAUUUGCAGAAAUGACAAGCCCCUUUUGCUACUUUAUACGGGUCCUUUUAAAAUAGUAGGACCAAUAAAAUGUUGUUUGGUUCCUCUUUUCUUCUUCUUGACUAGCUGAAAUUUUGUAGUUUCUUUCUUUUAUCUUUUGACCUCCCUUUUGUAGAGUAUCAAAAUUGGAGGUUUAAAAAACGUCAAUCUGGAAAUAUGGGGUUGAUAUCUGAGUUUCUAAUGAACAAUAUUAGAGCGUUAAUGAUAUAUUUCUGGAAGGUUUCAAGCCGAUAUUUAAAAUCGUUACAUAA